UCCAUUCAAAUAAUUUUUGUUUUAUUGGUAAUUUGGUAUUAAUACAAAAAAUCAACCUGCUACCACAAAAAAAGAAGCAAAUAAAUAAUAUGCGACUCAAAAAUGCAUGUAGUUUUCAACACAAAAAGGCACUUAAAACAAGCAAGCCCAAAACCCAUCUCGUUAAGCAAAAGCUCCCUCCUUUAACCAGUCACAAUCUCUUUUUCAAAGUUACAAAACCUUUUUCUUUAUGCUAUUUAACCAAACAACAUCACACAUUCUCAAAAUUUCCUUCAAUUAAACACACAUUUAGUUCUCAUAUCACCAAGAAACUCACAAGACACAUACUUUAAGAGUUUCUUCCUUCAUCUUCUUACUUCUUCAACCAUCUAGACAUAAAAAAAGCCAUGUCCAAUCUUCCUUCAACGCCGCAAUCACAACCACCCGAAACCCCUCCAUGGGACACUCCAUCAUCCAGAUGGUUCAGUCCAAUCAGCACACCAUGGAGAACAACACCAAGAAGCAGACAAUCAACUCCAACUCCAACAACACCAAAAGCUCUUACCGAAGUGAUCGUCUCCAAAUCACCUUUGUCUCAGAAGAGCCCUGCAACGCCUACACAUGAUGGUAUAGAAUCGCAGCCUUUAAACAAUACAAUGGUUCCCUUGCGACUAAGAACAACCCGGACGAAUCCAUGGAUAUGGUGUGGUGCAGCUUUAUGUUUUAUCUUCAGCAUACUUCUAAUAAUAUUUGGUAUUGCUACUUUGGUUCUCUUUCUCGCCCUCAGACCGAGAACCCCUGUUUUCGACGUCUCUAACGCAAAACUGAACACAAUCUACUUCGAGUCACCGGUGUAUUUCAAUGGUGAUAUGUUGUUGCUGCUGAACUUCACCAACCCGAACAAGAAGCUAGGUGUGAGGUUUGAUCAUCUUUCCGUGGAGCUCUGGUUCUCCGACAAAAAGAUCGCCACGCAAGGUGUCUUGCCGUUUAAGCAAGGAAACGGGAAGACUAGGCUAGAGCCGAUUCGGCUGAUAUCAAAUCUGGUCUUCUUGCCUGUAAAUCACUUAGUGGAGCUCAAAAGGCAGCUCAUGACUAACCAGAUAAACUACGAAAUCAGAAGUCUCUUUAGAGUGAGAGCUGUUCUUGGGAUCAUUCAUUAUUCUUAUUGGCUGCAUGGGAGUUGCCAGCUUCAGUUGGCCAGUCCACCAACCGGUGGCUUAAUUUCUCGGAACUGCACUACAAAAAAAUGGUGAAGAAGAACACAGGUCAUCUUCAAAAUUUCUAGCCUCACCUGUGUUUUUCAAGCAUUGAUGUCAAAAACGAAUCAAGACUCUAUGCAGGAACCGAGAUCUGAGUCUGUUAUAUAUUGUAAAGACAGAUCUAGUAAUUAAGUUUGGUUAUCAAAUGAAUCAAAGGGAUGUUUUUUUUUUGCUACGGCUAAAAAAUUAUAAUCCCUGAUUCAUAAUUUGCUUCAAGAUUACGGAAAUAUGAUUCCAUGUUUGAUCCACAA
This is a messenger RNA of Brassica napus (rape), 1489 nucleotides long. RefSeq names its product NDR1/HIN1-like protein 10. Gene Ontology annotation, cellular component: plasma membrane. The transcript has a single exon. The record is from RefSeq and is a predicted model, not a curated record. Bases 387 to 1232 code for a protein of 281 amino acids. NCBI's taxonomy places the organism in Eukaryota, Viridiplantae, Streptophyta, Magnoliopsida, Brassicales, Brassicaceae.